This is a messenger RNA of Lachancea lanzarotensis, 1338 nucleotides long. RefSeq names its product LALA0S04e04324g1_1. NCBI's taxonomy places the organism in Eukaryota, Fungi, Ascomycota, Saccharomycetes, Saccharomycetales, Saccharomycetaceae. Gene Ontology annotation, biological process: protein O-linked glycosylation; protein N-linked glycosylation; cell wall mannoprotein biosynthetic process. The transcript has a single exon. The record is from RefSeq and is a predicted model, not a curated record. Gene Ontology annotation, molecular function: alpha-1,2-mannosyltransferase activity. Gene Ontology annotation, cellular component: Golgi apparatus; membrane. The coding region runs from base 1 to 1338 and encodes 445 amino acids.
AUGGCGUUGAAAGUUAGCAAAAGACUCUUACGAGUGGUUUUAUUGGUUGUUUCGGCAUUGGUCAUCAUUGGUCUAGUACUUCAUAGCACCAAUAAUGAAACGGCAAGCUACUAUGUGACCAAGACGAAAGAAGCAGUUAGCAGUACAAAUAGUUUUUGGAACACAGAGGCAGCGAAAAAGGAGGGAAGACAGAGAGAAGAGGCCGAAAAAGAGAGCGCCGAGGGCAAACAUCCUGAAGAUGUGGAAAUGGAUGAAAAUGCCAAGACCUUGUUGAAAGAUGCCACUGCGGAACACCCAGAGGUUUUGGGCGAAGGAGUGGAAAAGGAAGCAACUGAGAAAGCCGGUGACUCAGACAGCGAAACCGCUGGCACUGCAGUGAAAGCGGCUUUCGUAUCGUUGGUAAGAAAUAGUGAUUUGCAGGAAAUUUUGGAAACGGUGCGGAAUUUGGAAGAUCGCUACAACUCCAAAUUCAACUAUCCAUAUGUGUUUUUGAACAAUGAGCCCUUUGACCCAGAAUUCAAGGCUGCCAUCAAGAACGUUGUGUCGUCCUCGGUCGAGUUUGGUCUGAUUCCCGAGGCGCACUGGUCAUACCCGGAAUGGAUCGAUAAGGAUCGUGCUGCCAAAGUAAGACAAACAGCAGACUAUAUUUAUGGAGACAGUGAAAGCUACAGACACAUGUGUCGUUACGAAUCGGGGUUCUUUUGGAGACACGAAUUGAUGGAGAAGUACGACUGGUAUUGGCGUGUGGAGCCCAGCACCAAGCUGCACUGCAAUGUCGACUACGAUGUGUUCAAGUGGAUGCAGGACAAUAACAAAAUGUACGGUUUCACUGUGUCUAUCAAGGAAUUUGAAUCGACCAUUCCGACCCUAUGGUCCACCACCAAAGAAUUUAUCACCGAGAACCCUAACUACGUUGCCAAAGAUAACAUGAUGGGAUUUAUUUCCAACGACAAGGGCAAAACCUACAACUUGUGCCAUUUUUGGUCCAAUUUCGAAGUAGCGAGCUUGAAAUUCUGGAGAUCUCAAGCCUACCAAGACUAUUUUGAUCAUCUGGACAAAGCAGGCGGGUUUUUCUAUGAACGUUGGGGUGAUGCUCCGGUACACUCUAUUGCAGCGUCUUUGUUUUUGUCGAGCGACCAGGUUCACUACUUCCCUGAUAUUGGCUAUUUCCACAAUCCUUACAACAACUGUCCCUUGGAUCAGAGCAUCUGGCAAAAGGGAAAAUGCUCGUGUGAGCCAAUGUGGGAUUUCAGUUUCCAGCCUUACUCUUGUACGAAUGAAUAUUACGAUUUCAAGAAACUUGAGAAGCCAGAAGGGUGGAAAAAGUUCAGAGAGUGA